GGGGAGUCCGGGAGGGAAAUUCUUGGGGUUCAGAGUAGAAUCCUGAGGGUGGGUUUGUCCUUCAAAUAUUUCACAGCCAAUGGGAGCAUGCAGGGAGGCAAGCAGGAGAGGGCACCUCGGAUGGGGGAGGGGAAUGGCCAACCUCAUGGCUCCCUAUCAAUUGGAGGGCAAAAGGGCCUGGAGCGGUGUGUCCCCCACAUUCCCUUCGUCCUCUGUGGGAUACAGAAGCCCGUGGCCAGGUGAGGUUUCCUUUUGAUGGGCGGGAUGUGUGGCGACGGGGAAUGACCUAGUGGGUUGAGGAGUGGGAGUGGUGACUGUAGUUCUUAUUUGUGGGUAUGAAGGUUUAGAGUGGGCAGCCAGGGUGUGAACGGAGAUUGUUCCCAGGCGCCCACUCCUUUUCUCCCCAGACUCUGGAAGGAGCAUAUCUGUGCUUCCUUUGUGUCUGCGGUAGGAAGCUCGCAGUCGUCACAUGGCAUGCUGGAGGUUACGCUUCGAGGUGCUUAUGGAAAUUGUGUGUAUUCACGUGGACACGGCCAAUGGUGCCUUCUGUACAAACCUUCUUUGCCCCGUUGGGGUCUUAGCUGAGCAUGUGUCUACCCCAGGCUGGGGGGUGGGGGGGCUUACAGAUUGAAAGCUCGGGGCCUGCUCGCGAGCAGAAACCAGGCCCAAGGUGGGUGUAGAAGGGCAGCAGAUAGUGUGGUCUGAAACCGGAGGGAGUGAGGCUUAGAACCUGCAAUGAUUUCACAGCUCACGAGGUUUCGGGUUUCUCCAGGGUGGUGUCUUUCGUCUCCAUCCCCUCCCCCAUUCCUAACAGUUCACUCCUUGUGUACUGCGGGGGAGGGAACGGAAAGGAGGGAAGAGUUACUUUUCCAAAUUACUGAGUAGCUGUAGCCUCCUGUGUGACUCAUGAGGGGGAAGGGAGGAUCGGGAGGGAGCGGGGAGCAGUGAUUUUCCGGAAUGCAGGGAAACAAGCCAGAGUAAUGUCUGGCUGCCCUUUCGCUUUCUAAGGCCCAGUAUUUUCUCGACCUCCUAAAUUUUUCUUUCCUGGCUGGCCUCUGUACAGACUUGCAUAGAGCCCCGGGAGGAGAAAAGCAAAUUUGGGAGGCUGGGCCAUUGGGGGAGGGGAGAAGGCUUCUGCAAAGUUGCUGUGUCAUUGCCCUUCUUGCUGUAGCCACCGGGCGGGCCCGCCUGUACUUUUGGGGCCGAGGCCUAAUCCCCGGCGGAAGGGGGGCCGGUGAAUCUUCUUUCCCGGGGCGCACUCCCCCUGCAGCUUGCCCCACUGGGGAAGUCGUGAAGACAGGAGAUUGACGGCCAUUUUAGACGCAGUAACGAGGUUGAGGCUAUAGAGCUACUGCAGAGGGAAGACUCCUCGCUGCGGCGGCCUCACUGUCGAAAACAAGCACCGCCAGGCGUCCUGCGGCCACACCCUGGCAGGCGGAGGUUGGCUACGCCCACGCGGCCCCCACCAGUCCUCUGGUCUGGCCUAUGGAGGAGCUACGAAUGGCACGACCUGCCCGACCUCUGCAGCCGCCAGGCGCACCAGGCCUGGAGGCCUGGGAAGACUUUGUUGGAAAGGGAGUGGGGGCAGGGUGCUGCACCCUGCCAACGUCCUUCUUUCCCUGGAGUCGCCGAACCACCGCGCGGCCAGCUGGCUCAGUGAUAUGGCGGGUUGCCGCUUCCCUGUGGGUCUAUGCGGCACUCUUCUGCCUGGUGACUGACACUUGGAAAUGAAGUUUAUGACAUAAUCGCUUCAGCGGACCAAUCGAAAAUGCUCCCGCGGACAGGCGUUCCUUCCCCUUCGACUGGACAUCUUCACGCGCGUGAGCGAGCGAGCGUGCGCGCGCGGAGGGGGUGGGGGAAAUCUCGAGCACGGUGGCGCGCAUGAGCAGCGAAGCUCCUCCCCUCUGCCUAUAUAUAAAGGGCUGGCGCGGGGCUCGGCGGCGCCAUUUCGCGCUGGAGUGGAGCAGCCUCUAGAACGGGCUGGAGGAUUCUGCCUACCGAUACAGAGCCUUCAAGUCGUCGGGGCCCGCCAUUGCAAUCCACGUCCAUCCGCUUGGAAAUGGCCUUCGUCUCGGCCUAUGACCGUUCCCGGCGGACAGUACAGACCCCAUAGAAGCCCCCGAAGCUCCCCUUUUUCGGGCCCCGCCCAAUCCUCGGAAUCUGUCCACCCCCUCUACUCCGCCCUCAAGAGGAUUUCAAAGAUGGAGGCGGCGGCUCCCUAAACCACUUUUCGUGUUCAUCCGCCUCCAUCGAGAUCGAAACGGGACCUUGUCCACCCUGGACGGUCUCCGCAGGAAGAGGGGAUCUUUGCAGACCAACAGCGAGCAAUAUUGACGACGGUGUCUGGGAUCGGGGGGCCUUCCUAGGGUUUGGAAGAGUCCGUCUCCCCUCGCUCGCCCGCCUCUGCUGAGGCCGCCGCCAUUUUCUCGCUGUCCGCCUCCUGCGGAGCGCGCCAAGCUGCCGGGAGCUUUCGUGAAGCAGCGGAGGAGACUGCUUUCGUGCCUGCCCACUGGGGGGGGUUGUCGCCUGGAAGGCAAGGGCAGCGGCCCCCCCUACUCCCCGGGUUAUGCUGGACCGGGCGGUAAGGGGAACCGAGGCCACCCGGACUUCCCGCGGCUGAGUGCAGCGCCGGUUGCCCGCGGUCAAGAUGCUGCAAAACGUGACUCCCCAUAACAAGCUCCCUGGGGAAGGGAAUGCAGGGUUACUGGGGCUGGGCCCAGAGGCUGCAGCCCCUGGGAAAAGGAUUCGAAAGCCUUCCCUGUUGUAUGAGGGAUUCGAAAGCCCCACAAUGGCUUCAGUGCCAGCUUUACAACUGACCCCUGCCAACCCACCACCUCCGGAGGUAUCCAAUCCCAAAAAGCCAGGACGGGUUACCAACCAGCUGCAAUACCUGCACAAGGUGGUGAUGAAGGCUCUGUGGAAACAUCAGUUUGCAUGGCCCUUCCGGCAGCCUGUGGAUGCCGUCAAACUGGGUCUGCCGGAUUACCAUAAAAUUAUAAAGCAGCCUAUGGACAUGGGUACUAUUAAGAGAAGACUUGAAAAUAAUUAUUAUUGGGCUGCUUCAGAGUGUAUGCAGGAUUUUAAUACCAUGUUCACCAACUGUUACAUCUAUAACAAGCCCACUGAUGAUAUUGUCCUGAUGGCACAAACUCUGGAAAAGAUCUUCCUACAGAAAGUAGCAUCAAUGCCACAGGAGGAACAGGAGCUUGUGGUCACCAUCCCUAAGAACAGCCACAAGAAGGGGGCCAAAUUGGCAGCACUCCAGGGCAGUAUCACCAGUGCCCAUCAGGUGCCUGCUAUCUCUUCUGUAUCUCACACAGCCCUGUAUACUCCACCUCCUGAGAUACCUACCACUGUCCUCAACAUUCCCCAUCCAUCGGUCAUCUCUUCUCCCCUUCUCAAGUCCUUACACUCCGCCGGACCCCCGCUCCUUGCUGUCUCUGCAGCUCCCCCAGCCCAGCCCCUUGCCAAGAAGAAGGGAGUAAAGCGGAAAGCAGAUACUACCACCCCCACACCUACAGCCAUCCUGGCUCCUGGUUCCCCAGCUAGCCCCCCCGGGGGUCUUGAGCCUAAGGCAGCACGGCUUCCCCCUAUGCGCAGAGAAAGUGGACGCCCCAUCAAGCCCCCACGAAAAGACUUGCCUGACUCUCAGCAACAACACCAGAGCUCCAAGAAAGGAAAGCUGUCAGAACAGUUGAAACAUUGCAAUGGCAUUUUGAAGGAGUUACUCUCUAAGAAGCACGCUGCCUAUGCGUGGCCUUUCUAUAAACCAGUGGAUGCUUCUGCUCUUGGCCUACAUGAUUACCAUGACAUCAUUAAGCACCCCAUGGACCUCAGCACUGUCAAGCGGAAGAUGGAGAAUCGUGAUUACCGGGAUGCCCAGGAGUUUGCUGCUGAUGUGCGGCUUAUGUUCUCCAACUGCUACAAGUACAAUCCCCCAGACCACGAUGUUGUGGCCAUGGCACGAAAGCUACAGGAUGUAUUUGAGUUCCGUUAUGCCAAGAUGCCAGAUGAACCACUAGAACCAGGGCCUCUGCCAGUCUCUACUGCCUUGCCUGCUGGCCUGGCCAAAUCCUCUUCAGAGUCCUCUAGUGAGGAAAGUAGCAGUGAGAGCUCUUCGGAGGAGGAGGAGGAUGAAGAUGAAGAUGAAGAAGAGAGUGAAAGCUCUGACUCGGAAGAAGAAAGGGCUCAUCGCUUGGCAGAACUGCAGGAACAGCUUCGGGCUGUACAUGAACAACUGGCUGCCCUGUCCCAAGGCCCAAUAUCCAAACCCAAGCGGAAGAGAGAGAAAAAAGAGAAAAAGAAGAAGCGGAAGGCAGAGAAGCAUCGAGGCCGAACUGGGGUAGAUGAAGAUGACAAGGGGCCUCGGGUACCCCGCCUCUCUCAGCCCAAGAAAUCCAAGAAAGCAAGCGGCAGUGGGGGUGGCAGUGCUGCUACAUUAGGUACCCCUGGCUUUGGACCUUCUGGAGGAAGUGGCACCAAACUACCCAAAAAGACCACAAAGACAGCCCCACCUACCCUGCCUACAGGCUAUGAUUCAGAGGAGGAGGAAGAAAGUAGGCCCAUGAGUUAUGAUGAGAAGCGGCAGUUGAGCCUGGACAUCAACAAAUUACCUGGGGAGAAGCUGGGUCGAGUUGUGCACAUAAUCCAAGCCAGGGAGCCUUCUUUACGUGACUCAAACCCAGAAGAGAUUGAGAUUGAUUUUGAAACUCUCAAGCCAUCCACACUUAGAGAGCUUGAGCGCUACGUCCUUUCCUGCCUUCGAAAGAAACCUCGGAAGCCCUACACCAUUAAAAAACCUGUGGGAAAGACAAAGGAGGAACUGGCGUUAGAGAAGAAGCGGGAACUAGAAAAGCGGUUACAAGAUGUUAGUGGGCAGCUCAAUUCCACCAAAAAGCCCCCCAAGAAAGCAAGUGAGAAAACAGAGUCAUCGUCUGCUCAGCAAGUAGCUGUGUCACGUCUCAGCGCUUCCAGCUCCAGCUCAGACUCCAGCUCCUCCUCUUCAUCUUCCUCCUCUUCAGACACCAGUGAUUCAGACUCAGGCUAAGGGGUCAGGCCAGAUGGGGCAGGAGGCUCCGCAGGACCGGACCCUUAGACCACCCUGCCUCACCCCUUCCCCCCUUGCUGUGACACUUCCUCAUCUCACCCCCUCCCCCCACUGUAGGAGAGCUGGCUCUGCAGGGGGGAGGGAUGCAGGGAUAUUUACUGAAGGCGGGACACAAUGGACAAAAUAAGGUUUGAGUUCCCGGCUCCAUUGAGAGUGACCUCUUGGGCAUAGGGCCCCAUUCAAAAUGACUGGGACAGGGCAGGGAGAUGGUGGGAGUGGGGAAAGACCCUCAUGGGUGGUUACCUGAGGCCAUAGCUGCCCUGUUUACUUGUAAAGGCCCAGUUUUGAGGUUGGUUGGUUCUAAUUUAUUUUACGCUAGGGAAGGCUGAGGGGUGUGAGGCUGUGGUCCCCUUGGCCUCCUUGGGGAGGUAAGAAGGGGGAGCUCAUUUUUUACGUUGACAUUUUUCUACUCUGUUUUCCCUUUCUCCAUUUGGGAUCCCUGGGGGUUUGUGUCAUCUCCCCAUUUGGUCCCCUGGAUUGUCUUUCUUUGUCUGUUGAUUAUAACUUGUAAAUAAAGAAAGUAUUAUUCAA
Molecule: messenger RNA, 5638 nt
Organism: Molossus molossus (Pallas's mastiff bat)
Lineage: Eukaryota; Metazoa; Chordata; Mammalia; Chiroptera; Molossidae
Gene: BRD2
Product: bromodomain containing 2
Exons: 13
Coding region: 2648-5047 (799 amino acids)
Biological process (GO): chromatin remodeling; regulation of DNA-templated transcription
Cellular component (GO): nucleus; chromatin
Source: RefSeq, a predicted model, not a curated record